Molecule: messenger RNA, 708 nt
Organism: Brassica oleracea var. oleracea
Lineage: Eukaryota; Viridiplantae; Streptophyta; Magnoliopsida; Brassicales; Brassicaceae
Product: homeobox protein SHOOT MERISTEMLESS
Biological process (GO): regulation of DNA-templated transcription
Cellular component (GO): nucleus
Molecular function (GO): DNA-binding transcription factor activity, RNA polymerase II-specific; DNA binding
Source: RefSeq, a predicted model, not a curated record
AUGCUUUUCAUGUAUAUUAAUUACAAAUUUAUUAAAGUGGAAGCUCCACCCGAAGUGCAGGCGAGGCAGGAGGAGACAUGCUCGUCUGCGGCAGCGGCUGCAGCGUAUGGACCCACAGAGUCUUUAGGUGAAGAUCCAGGCCUUGAUCAAGAGCUCUCUAAACCCUUCAAGGAAGCUUUGGUCUUCCUUCAACGUGUCGAGUGUCAGUUCAAAUCCCUCUCUCUGUCCUCUCCUUCCUCUUUCUCCGGUUACGGAGAGACUGCUAUUGACAGAAACAACAAUGGGUCAUCCGAGGAAGAAGUCGAUAUGAACAAUGAAUUUAUAGAUCCGCAGGCCGAGGAUAGGGAGCUUAAAGGACAGCUCUUACGAAAGUACAGUGGUUUGGGCAGCCUCAAGCAAGAGUUCAUGAAAAAGAGGAAGAAAGGAAAGCUGCCUAAAGAAGCUCGCCAACAGGUUCUUGAUUGGUGGAGCCGACACUACAAAUGGCCUUACCCUCCGGAGCAACAGAAGCUGGCACUGGCGGAAUCAACCGGGCUGGACCAGAAACAGAUAAACAAUUGGUUCAUAAACCAGAGGUAGAGGCAUUGGAAGCUUUCAGAGGAUAUGCAGUUUGUAGUAAUGGACGCAACACAUCCUCAUCAUUACUUCAUGGACAAUGUCUUGGGCAAUCCUUUCCCCACUGAUCACAUCACUUCCACCAUGCUUUAA